This is a messenger RNA of Hemibagrus wyckioides, 2900 nucleotides long. Its product is annotated as BICD family-like cargo adapter 1. Bases 488 to 1762 code for a protein of 424 amino acids. The transcript has 9 exons. Lineage: Eukaryota; Metazoa; Chordata; Actinopteri; Siluriformes; Bagridae. The record is from RefSeq and is a predicted model, not a curated record. Gene Ontology annotation, biological process: vesicle transport along microtubule; Golgi to secretory granule transport.
GGAUCAUUAGCGAAGUAUGCGGAGCAAGUGAAAAAACACAUUAUAAUGACAGUGAAUAUCAAAUAACAAUUUGAUCAUUGGAAAUUCAAGGUGAUUCAAAAAGAGAAACGUUAACUCUGUGCUCCUCAAUUCUAAUCUAAUCUCCAAAAUGUCCUGUCAAGGUUAGAGCUGACAAAAUACAUCAGCACAUAUCACUGGUGUUCGAAAAACUCCUUGCUCGAGCUCACGAGGACGUCUUAUCUGUUUUAUUCGAGUAAUCAGAACAGCUACAGGGAUGAUAAAACAAACCAGGGCUUUGGUUUUUGGUUUUAUUAUUGUUGUUUUUUUCCACUGCCUGCAGCGGUGCUUUGUUGUACUGGCACACAUUCACACAUGUUUCCUGGUGUAAUUCCUAACUCAGAAUGCACAGCAGGCUCUUGCCAGAAAUCAAAGUUCAAGGAAACUAGCACGUUUACAAGAAACGUUCCAUCUCUCGAGGGAGGAGGAAAUGGCUCAUUCGCUUUCUGUCUUCACCAUGGAUGAGUCGCAGAUUUGGAGCCAAGUAAAUGAACAAUUAGAGAGCAGCCCGAAAUAUGACUACACUAUAACCAAAUUGAGCAGCUGGAGAGAGGGUAUGCCUUUACCGGAUGUUGUGAAUAGUGGAUCGAUGAUUUCCAAGGUGCCUGAGAAGGCUAUGGAGGAGAAACUGGCCGUCACGGCUGAGCUGCAGAGCCUGAAGAAGCUGGGAGACAGAGGCCACUCAAGACUACAAGAUGAAGAACUGAUCAAUGCCCUUAAAGAUGAAGUUGCACGACUGACAGAGCGGGAGCAGUCUCUGGAACAACAUUUGAAGACAGUACGCGAGGAGAACGCCAGUCUGAAAGACACUGUGUCCUUGCUAGACGAACAACUGGCCAUGCAGAAGCAACAAAUUAGCAGACAAACACAACAGCUGGCAGAAGCCUGUCAGGAAGUGGAGCUUGGGAAAGGCAAAGUACAAGAUCUCCAGUCUCAGAUAGAGGAACUACAGGAAGAAGUUUCUCUCCAGAGGACCGCCGAUGGGAACACAUCCCUGCUUUCAGAGAUGGAGCGGAGUCUAGACGCCUUCAACUGGAGCCAAGACAAGGAGCAGGUCAUACAGGAAGUGAGCUCCAUCUUACACAUGCUGCAUCCUGUUUCCCAUGGUUCGGAGGCCCUAUGCAAUCAAGAAGAUAGCCUGCAAGGCAUGCUGGGACAGCUUAAGAGUGUGGCAGAAAGGAUUGUGCACAAUGAGACACUGCAGGAGCUGAAGAGGCCCAUUGUAGGAGGAGACACAGCGCUGUGUGAGAAUACAGCCAGGAUACAGGAGCUGCUAGAUCAGAAUACACAACUCUUAAAAGAGAACACUGAACUCAACGCUGACAGCAGGCGGAAUAAAGAGAUUAUCCAAAGAGCUAUUAAGGACAGAGAUGACGCCAUUUCAAAGAAAAUAGCAGUGGAGGCAGAACUGGUGCGGUGCAGAAACGACAUGAUGUAUCUGAAUAACCAGCUGCUGGAGGCCAUCCAGCGUAAACUGGAGCUUUCUCAGGAACUGGAGGCCUGGCAGGACGACAUCCAGGUGAUCAUUAACCAGCAGCUGAAGAGCCAGACAGAGCAGCAGAUGCAGUCGAAGAGGUCAGGAGGAGGUCGUCUCUCUUUUUUCCGCAAACCACUGAAAGCAUCGUCCUCUGUGUCCUGCAUACCGGAAGCCACCACAGUGCCCAACCGUUCACCCUGGAAAAACUGGCUCAAAGUGGCUAAAUAAACUGUGCUCACAGAAAGUACAGGAAAUGUGUACACACCCAUCCACCCACACACACACACUAGCUGCACGCUUCUGUAUGAAGUGUAUCAGCGUCUGAAUAACAAAUAUGUGUGUCUUCACGCUGUAUAGGUUUUAGCUGUCAGGUAAGAGGGCAGGAAAGCGAGCACUGACAAGGUCACUGUAUGAAUCCUGUCAGAAAACACUAUUAAUGGAAUAGUUCAUCUCUGCGAUUCUUCUUCUCUUGAAAAACCAUUCUAAUUUUUGACCUGAGAUGAAGUGCAUGCGUGUUUGAAACCACACCCUGACCCUGAUGUCUGUGCGGCAUUGGAGUGAAACGAAAACAAAAUUCACUUGAGGAUCAAACAGACUGUAUUUUCUGCUUAGGCAUGUGUUAUUUAUUUCAGAACAAAUCUAUAAUUUAGUGGCUGCUCCUACAGGAGAUAUUGUAACCCUUUGUAGAGGAUUGUCCAGGAAACCCAUUUCUAUUGCAAUGAACUGCAUCAUGCGUGAGUAAAUGGAAAUGUGUUCAUACGGCAUCAAAGUCUGUAAAACGUACAACAGCGAAUUCCCUGAAUAUUCCCUGUUUUUGUAAAUAUUUUCUAUUAAUUAUGGAAGCAUAACUCAUAUUGAGUUGACAGUAUUAUAAAAAUAAAAAUAAAAAAAACACUGGUGGAUAUGAAUGUUUAGGGCUUUGUUGACUUCAGUAUUUCGCCUUCGUGCCACGUCACCUCCUGAGAUCCAGCUGCUCAUCUCUGUGUACAUGAAUGUGCUGCAUGUCUGUCUCAUUUGUUCGCAAUCUGGAGCACGUGUACUUUAAGUGUUUUGUUUAAAAGUGUUUAAGAGUAACAAGAGAUUUAUACUUUAUAAUCCAUCCUAGGACAGAUUCCCACUCUAGGAAGAGCCUACUUUUUUUCUGUGUCUAUGUGGCUCACGUGUGUUAAGGAGCUGAAGGAUCAAAAGCCUAUAUAGCUGCCCUAUAAAGUUACAUUUAAACCUGUUUUAGUAUUGUUUAGCAUAUUAUUAUUAUUAUUGAUCAGUAAUAAAUUGUAUGUGUUGAUAAAUAUGGUUCUGAAUGCAUGUUUAUAGUGUAUAUAAUAACUCAUGUGGACUCUUGACUUAUACUGUAAAAUAAAGAUUU